GCACGAGCCCCGACCCUGCCCACACGGCUCUGCCCGAGCAGGCAGCUGCACGCCGGGCUCUAUUGAGGGAACGGCUCAGGGUGUGGGGCUGGGGGACGUUCUUCGGUGGCCGCUAGUGACGGGCGGAGCUGAGAGAGGGCCGUCAGGUGCCCGCCAGGAACACGGCCUGCUUGGAAGAGCUUAAGAUUGCACAGAGAAAUGUUUCCUUUAAGAGAUACUGAGAUGGGUGCUUCCACCUUCUUUGCCUCAGCUCUUCCGCAUGAUGUUUGUGGAAGUAAUGGCCUUCCUCUGACACCCAACUCCAUCAAAAUUUUAGGGAGGUUUCAAAUCCUUAAAACAAUCACCCAUCCUAGGCUUUGCCAGUACGUUGAUAUUACCAGAGGUAAACAUGAGAGACUGGUUGUGGCUGCUGAACACUGUGAAAAUAGUCUGGAAGAUUUGCUACGAGAGGGAAAACCAGUCAGUUCCUCGAGGAUUUUAUGUAUUGCAUAUGAAGUUUUGCAAGGUUUGCAAUAUAUGAACAAACAUGGAAUGGUCCACCGAGCGCUCUCCCCUCGCAAUAUUCUUUUGGAUCGAAAGGGACACGUUAAGUUGGCUAAAUUUGGACUUUACCAUAUGACUGCUCAAGGUGUUGAUGUUGAUUUUCCUAUAGGGUACCCGUCUUAUCUGGCACCUGAGGUAAUUGCACAGGGAAUAAUCAAACCACGUGAUCAUACUCAGUGUGAGAAGCCUCUGCCUUCUGGCCCUAAAUCGGAUCUCUGGUCUCUUGGCAUAAUACUAUUUGAGCUUUGUGUGGGGAGAAAAUUGUUCCAGACUCUGGAGAUAGCAGAAAGGUUAAAAUUUGUAAUUGCACUAGGCUAUGUAGAUGAUAUUGUGACUGUAUUAGCUGAAGAACACGGUUGCCUUGAUAUUAUUAAGGAUCUUUCUGAAAAUGUCAUAACUCUGCUGAAAAAAUGCCUUACGUUCCAACCUUCUAUGAGGCCAACUCCAGAGGAAUUGAUGCGUGACUGUUUGUUCAGUGAAGUAUCUUUGGCAUACCCUCCCUUUCACAAACCUGCUGGACUGUUCUCGUCCUCUCCAAGGUGUGCUGACUUAACGCUGCCUGAAGACAUAAGUCAGUUAUGCAAAGAUGAAGAUAAUGAUUACUUAGCAGAAAGAUCAAUUGAAGAGGUUUAUUAUCUCUGGUGUCUGGCUGGAGGAGACUUAGAGAAAGAACUUGUCAACAAGGAAAUCAUUCGAUCAAAGCCACCUAUCUGCACGCUUCCCAACUUUGUGUUGGAAGAUGGUGAAAGCUUUGGGCAAGGACGAGAUAGAAGUUCCCUUCUAGAUGACACAACUGUGACUUUGUCUCUGUGCCAGCUCCGAAAUAGACUGAAGGAUGUUGGUGGGGAAGCAUUUUAUCCGUUACUUGAAGAUGACCAGUCAACUUUACCUCAUUCAAAUAGUAGCAGUGAGCUGUCUGCAGCUGCCAAUCUACCUCUGAUCAUCCGGGAGAGGGACACAGAGUAUCAGCUAAACAGAAUUGUUCUGUUUGACAGACUGUUGAAGGCCUACCCUUAUAAGAAAAACCAAAUCUGGAAAGAAGCCAGAGUUGACAUCCCUCCUCUUCUGAGAGGCAUGACCUGGGCUGCUCUGUUGGGUGUUGAGGGUGCCAUUCAAGCAAAAUAUGAUGCCAUUGAUAAAGACACACCGAUUCCUACAGACAGACAAAUUGAAGUUGAUAUUCCUCGUUGCCAUCAGUAUGACGAAUUGCUGUCAUCACCUGAGGGUCAUGCGAAGUUUAGACGUGUAUUGAAGGCCUGGGUUGUUUCCCAUCCUGAUUUGGUAUACUGGCAAGGCCUCGAUUCUCUUUGUGCACCAUUCCUAUACUUGAACUUUAACAAUGAAGCUCUGGCAUAUGCUUGCAUGUCUGCUUUUAUACCUAAGUAUUUGUAUAACUUCUUUCUGAAGGAUAAUUCUCAUGUUAUCCAAGAGUAUCUAACGGUGUUUUCUCAGAUGAUUGCAUUCCAUGAUCCAGAGCUGAGCAACCACCUUAAUGAAAUUGGUUUCAUUCCUGAUCUCUAUGCUAUUCCGUGGUUUCUUACAAUGUUUACACAUGUCUUUCCUUUGCAUAAAAUUUUUCACUUGUGGGAUACAUUAUUGCUUGGAAAUUCCUCCUUCCCAUUCUGCAUAGGGGUGGCUAUACUUCAACAACUGAGGGAUCGUCUUCUCGCAAAUGGAUUCAACGAAUGCAUUCUCCUUUUCUCAGACUUACCAGAGAUUGACAUUGAGCGUUGUGUUCGUGAGUCAAUCAACCUGUUUCGCUGGACCCCAAAGAGUGCUACGUACAGGCAAUAUGCACAGCCUCCUCGGCAAGCCAGUGAGAGCAGCAGCACAAGAAGUUCAAUGUCCUGCUUUUCUGUAGAUUAUCAGGAAGCACCUCGAGGUGACCUGUCUAGAGAUUCUAUCAAGUUGGAUGACCUGAAGGCAGAGGUGUCACCAAGGAUUUCAGCAGAAGAUCUGAUUGAUCUUUGUGAACUGACAGGACCAAGUCAUUCCAAAACACCUAUAAAAAAAACAAAGUCUAGCAAGCCAAAGUUGCUGGUGGUGGACAUCCGUAACAGUGAAGACUUUAACCGUGGCCACAUCUCUGGCAGCAUCAACGUCCCAUUUGCAUCAGCAUUUACUGCAGAAGGAGAUCUCAUCCAGUGCCCAGCAACUGCCACGCUCCAGAGCUUUAAAGGAAGAGUUGUGGUGAUUGUAGGAAAUGCAGUGAAGAACACAGCUGCUUUUGCAGCUCAUCUGGUGAAGAGCAAGUACCCACGGGUCUGCAUCCUAGAUGGAGGAAUCAACAAGAUCAAACCAACUGGUCUCCUCACUGUUCCUUCUCCACAAAUAUAAAUGACUGUAAAUGUUCAGGAUGAUUUGUCUGAAUAGGCAAGUCUUGCAGUACAGCAUCAAUAUUCAGUGACUCUGUUAUAUAGUUUUUGGGUGAUCAUUAUCUCACCUUGCACAUCAAGAGCAAAGUUUUAUGAUUGUUCUUUGAUAUAGAGCUUCAUCUGCCACGGAUGAAAAAUGUGAAUCUUCCUGUUUUCUGAGUAACUUCUUUCAGGGGUGAUGUAGUGCAAAACCAGCAGAGCUCACCUGAGCUCAGUUAGUGUUCGGUAUCUUAGAAGUUUUUCUGCAGAAUGGCAUAUACUGGCAAUGGAUAGCCCUAAGCUGUACUUAAAUAGAUUGUUUUUCAAAAGUAUUUUACUGUGAAUAUUGAAAGUAAUGAGCUGAAAUUGUCAGGUGUAUCAAAGAAGGAAAAGAUGUGUCCUCUCAUUUUAAAGAAUAAUUGCUGUAUCUUGUGACCUAUUCUUUUUUCUUUUUUCGAAAGCAUUUUUCAUCUGGAUUGGAAAUAAAGAUAUGUCCUAGAUUGGAGAUUGCUGUAAGAGCUGCUGCUAAGUGAAUUCAAGCUGUAUCAUGUACUGCAGAAGUGGAGAAGAGUUGCUGUUAAGUGGAGAAUUUGGCAUUCAGUUUCCUGAAACAUGGCAAAUAUGACCAUUUCUUAGACAAUUAUUGCAACAACAACAGAUUAUCGACAAUGCUUUAUCUGUGACAAUAGAUUGGGUACUCCACAAAUAAUAGAGUUUAUCUGUGUUAGAAGCUCACACCUUAACGAGAAACAAUACACUUUUAAUUUUCAUAUGGAAACAGCUUAGAGAAAUCUUUAAUACAGGAAAACAAGGUUGUUAAAAUGUAUGUUAAAAUGAUAGACAGUAUGUCUUUGAACUUAAUUUUUUCCCAAUUCUCACUUGCUUUAGAUAGGCACUAAGAAGAAGCUCUUCCAUUUGUUUCUACAUUUUUCAAGUUUAGAAAAUACUAGUAUAAAGCUUAAUAAGCACUGAAACUUGGAGUAGAAAAUAUGAUUUGUAAAAAGCCUGGUUACAGUUGCACAUUAGUUUCCAUUGUGAGCUUAACACCAUGCUCUUUGUUAAAACAAAAACUGUGAGACAAUACUUGACUUCAUACAACUUCACUGUUAGGAUAACAAGGAUCUGCCCUGAGAGAUAUUGCUACUUAUCACACACCUUAGUUGGGGAUUUUCUAUCGUGAUUGGUUUAUAGAUUGGCAAAUAAGAACAUUGUGUUAACUAACUUCAUUUCCUUUUAGUUUGUCACAAGAGAUUUCCAAGGCAAAACAGUUGUGAAAGGGGAGAAGAGGUCACGGAGAAGGUUGUGAACUCAGCCCAUGAACAUUCUCUGUAGAUCACAGGCAAAAUGAUUACUUGUAACAUUUUCUGUUAUUUUGUGUAACUGAUACCGUGGAAUACCAGGCAUUGUGGAAGGCGUUGAAAGAAGACUUGUUUUCUUCUGUGGAUGACCAGAAGAUUUUAAUCUGAACCUUCAGAAGCUAGUCUCUCUGGAGUUGGUACUGUUUCCAGGGAGGUUCAUUCUUACUGCAGCUGUUACUUUGCAAACCAUAGAGGAAAAGUGUGAUGAGUGAAAAGAAUAGAGUGGAAAAAAAAAAAAAACAUAAUUCACCUCUCCUUAUCUUAGCUGUGAUUUGUCUUAAAAACAAACAAACAAAAAAGCCCCAACAGUACAGCAUUACAGCAUGCUAAUGUGUAUAUGGACUAGGGUCGGCAUCAUAUCCUGAAGCUUUCAAGAAGUUUUUACUCUUUAAAACUCUUAAGAUCUUUGGUAGAGUGACUGGGUAAGGAGAUCAGAAGACAAAGCUAGGAGGCAGUUGAUCACAUUUCUACAUCAGCAAAAGCUUUCUGCAAGAAUGUCUGGCAAGGUCUUUUGAGCUUGGUUAACUUUAAAAGUGAUGCAAAAGUGGGAGAACUGGGCAGACAACCUGCUUGCUAAUAGGACAAACCCAUCGUAUUGAUCAAACUUUUGUUUGGCUACUUGGAGAAAGAAAAAAAACUUUGCAGUGCCCUGAAGAACCAGUUCUAGCCCUAGUUUGUGGUGAAUUCAUUGAUAGAUAUCAUCUCAGAUGCUUAACAGCAACUGGAAGGCUCACCCAGAGUGUCAGUGACUGUAGUGAAGGGAAUGAACAGAACAAGUUACUCCAUCACAGAAAUAAACUGCAUGGUAUGUUUUAAAUAAACGCAGUGGCGUUAUAAUUAAAAAAAAAAAAAAAAGAUCAUUGUCUUCUAAAAAGAGGCAACCUAUACAGAAUAUUCUCCCAAAAGUACAUCCUUAAAUUGUGGAAUUUGUUGCCAGAAGAGACCAGAAGUGUAAAAAUACUCAUAAAGAGGGAUCAGAGAUUUGUGGGAGAGCUGAGUCUUGGCCUGUUAAACACAAUGUUUUAUAAACAGUCUGCAACUCCAAGGAAUUUUUGAUCUCUUGAUUAAUUGAGACUGAAAGAAUAUACCAGAAUAAGAUUUCACACUGUUUCUUGAAUUCCUUUUUCACAUAUCUGCCUUUGAGAAAUUUUGGGAUAUACCUAAUACAGCAGUUCAGGUGAUGUUAUAUUUAUUAAAUAGAGUGUAUUAUGAAGAUAUGAAACAACGUUUUAUGUUAUAUAUUAUGGUAUAAUAUAUGCAUAAUUAUAAAAAAUAUAUAUUUAAGCCCACCUUGUCUUUUCCAUCUCCUUUGUUACAGGUAUUCAGAAAAGGACUGUAAGCCCCAAGAAUAGAAUGUCUUUAAGAAAACAGGAUAUUUUGUGUCCCCAGUUCCUCGUUCCUUUAGUAGGAAAGGUAGGAGGUGUUCAGUAUCACCUGCAGCUAGUAUUUAGAGUGAGAAGACAAAUUAUCUUUUGAGUGAAGCAGAUUCAGCACUUCCUUUUUGACUAAUGCAUAUGUUUUUAUUAUUUAAAUAUUUAACGUUAUAGAUUUCAUCCACAAUAUUGCUCAGUUCUGGCUUUGAAUUUAUCUAAGUAAGGUUUGAGUCUUAUAUAUUCCAUUUUUGUGUGGAUAUAUUUUUGACAUAGAACUUAAAAGCUGCCUUUUAAGUAAGUAAGUAAGAGCUUAUGUUACAAAGUGAUUUUUAUACGUAUUUUUCAUGAGAAGUUGUGAGAGAACAUGUGAAAAGCAGGGUAUGUCAAGAACUACUGAACAAUGCUGACUUUUCCCACGUUAACAGAACUACCUGGAAAGUUCUGUAUCUAGCAGUUACAGAUCUGCCAGUUGCUGGUAUACCUGUACUUACCACUUUAGUCAGCGUUUUUGAAACUGUGCCUGUAAAUAGGCACACUAUGUCUGGAUUCAGUUAGAUUAGACAGAUGCGCAGUCACAAAAUUAAUUUUAAACUCCUUAUCCCUAGAAAAUGCUUGUGUUUUGUGGUAAUUUCUCAUUAGAUAAUUUAUCUUGGUUUUGUGGUGGUUAUGCAGUUUAAGAAAUGAGUGUCAAAACACUUUUACUUAGUUAUUCUGCCAAUUUUGGCAGUUUUCUGGUGGAACAAGCAGUUGUCAGGUUUCAUAGAGCUCUUGAGAGAUUUCUGGAGGCCAGGUUAUUUUAUCGUGUAUAUUUCUGUUACCAUUGCUUGGCCAGCAAUGCUGUGCUCAUUCUUUGCUUUAGACUACAGCUAUAUACCAGGGAGAUCUAGUAGGAGCAAGCAGCUACCAGUCUUCUGAGCUGAUGUUUUCUACUGCUAGAAGAAAAAUAUCCCAGCUAAAUAUUUCCCACCUUUUGGACUGGAAAAUGCAGCCUUUCUCAAACUCUUUUUUUCUGUCCUACAGUUUCAAAAACAUUCUGAAAUUGCUCCAGCCCUUUAGCCCAUAGCUUCCUGCCAGGGCAGUCAGGAACCCAUGGAGUGUUCAGGUGCGCGUCUAGGGACAACAGGGCAAAGGAGAUUAAACCCUCUUUUCUCAGUCUUGCAUCUGUUGAUCAUUGCAAACAAUUAAAUAAUUGCUGUUUAACUAGGAUGUCUUUUGAGAAUGUUAUUAGACUUUGUUUCUGCAUCGUUUGGUUUUCGUUCUUUCUAAAGCAGAUAACUGUUAUUUUUAAAUUUUAGUAUGUUUCCUAUUUUAGAUUUCUAUUCUCCCUGUUGCCCAUAUAGAUUAUUUGGUAGACAGUCUUUCUAAUAUUUCUGACAUAAAAAUUAUAACCACAGCAUCUAGGCACAUGCAGGUUUGUAUUCUUGUACUUAAGUGAUUUAUUUUUCUGAUCUCCUAAUUUUUCUUAUACAAGUGUGAUGGACUAACUGAUUUGUUGGAAUGGACAAAGGUUUGAUUGUGAUCAACGUCCUUUCCUUGUGUCUUUUUCAAGGCUUUAAGCUAUCAUUGUAUUGUGCAGGCAUAAUACAGUGGUGCAAUGUUUUUUCUGUGACCUUCUAGAUAUAGUUGAAUACUUACCAAAUUUUUAGAUCUGCCAUCCCUUCUUUAUGAGUAUUACCUUCCAUAGGAAGGCUUGUCUUCUCCCACCUUUGUUGUCUUCCUAAGAACCUGCUGUAAGAGUGCCUGUGAUUGGGUUCUUAUGAAAUAGUUGUAUGUUACAGUCAGUGAGGCUACUCUUGCUGCUCGAUUCAGCUAAGGAAGAUGAAUAUUGGAGUAUCUCUUAGAUGGAAUGCAUGACACACAGCUCAAAUAAUGUUUCACAAAGGUAGUGUGGUAGUUUUGUGGCCUGAGACAUACUUGCUGUUCCUGUUUGCGGGGCAUUGAUGUCCAGAAUAUCCUUUUUGGAGAUUCAAUUUUUGUUUAUUACUUUGUAAUACUUAACUUAAUAUGUACUGGCUGAGCAAACACCAGAUUUGUGUAUUCAACUAGCUAAACUGUAGACUUUCCUUUUUGUUUGAAUCUCAAGCUACAAUGUUAGUAUUGUCAUUCUUUUAAAUUUCCAGUAUUGGUAAGGAUGUCAUGCCAGAAAACAUGUUCUGUUUUGGAAGUAGAGUUUCAUCCGCCUUUCAUCCACCAUAUGAUCUAAAGAUUGCUAAUGGUAGUGCUUUUUAAGCAGUCCCACUGAAUACCUGUUGGACAGCAGUCUGCAUUCUGAGACAACAGCAUCUGUAUUCUGUGAAGUUAGGUUCAAAAAAACAUCUCGUACUGCCAUCAUCAUGUUGAACGUAUCUCAGUACUGCACUGGGGCUGACUUUUUUUUACCAACAUUAAAUGGACCAGUGUUACACAGUGUUUAAAGAGAAACUGGUUGGGAAGGAAAAAAAAAAUUGAGUAUUAUUGCCAUUAGACCAACUUGCAAUUAGCUCUUGUAAAGCUUUCUCUAAUACUCUAAUGCAUUUAAUUGUGAUGUAAGUGGAUAUUCAAGUUAAGCUCUAGUAAUGGUCUUGCAUGUGUUGAUAGAGUGACACAAACAUGUGCACUGUUAGAAUAUAUUUUUUUUGUCCUCUAGGACAAAAGCAUUAGUCCUAGUGCUCUAGGAGCUGUAUCCCAUAGUGUACAGAUACUGAGUUUCCAGACUCAGUAAUCUGUGUGAAAGAACAGACACAGUUGAGCAACCCAGGUGGUAGUCAUUGUGUUUAAUGGGAAUAACCAAGAGAAAUGUUGUAUACAACUGUAUUGUUUAGUAUUUCCUAACUAAAGCAGUAUUAAAUUUUUCUCUUCUUUCUUAAUCUGAGCUUAUCUUUGACAUCAUGUCACUUUAAAGAGUUAUUGCAUCUGGUGAUAUCAGCUCUUCCAGCUGAGCUAGCCAAGGAAAUAAACCUGUGAGUACAGAACAGGUAUACUGAACAAUUUAUUUUCUUUUUUAGAGAGAGAUUGGGUGAACACGGCAGUAGUUUGAGUUGUUGGGCUAUUAAUGUGUGCCUUGAUACAAACUUUUGAUGUCUUAGGUAAUCUGAGGAACUCAUUCCCCUUAGUAAAACGGGCUAAUAACGCUUUCUAAUGUUACUUGGUCGGGACAAAGAAAUAUAGUGAGUACCAUGACCAAUUAGAAUGCUACAGUACCAGGACAAUGCAGAAACUUAAGAGUAACUUUCCUGGGAACUAAGCUGUUUCAUGGGAAGGACAAAGAUAAACGAUAGAAAUGAAUUCUUCAUGAUUAAUUUUGUAAACUAUCCUUUUCCUAGUAAGUGUUACUAAUGAAUAUGUGUCAACACUGUAGUAACUACUCACGUAGUCAUUAAUAUUAUGGUAGAUAGCAGUAUUUAUGAAGGAGCCUUUGUAUUGCAAAGCUUACUAUACUUGAUUAGUUACAUCCAGCUAGUGUAUACAAAAUAUUCUUGUGCAAUUAGGGAAUAAUACAAUCUGAUCAAUUGUCAAUGGCUGAUAUUUUUCUUUAAUGUUACUCUAAAUUGGAGCCUUUUGUAAAACUACCUCACGACAAGAUUUACAGCCCUAGAAUAUCAACAGUAAAAUCAUAGCUUCCUUUAUAAAGCAGAAUCACAAGCAUAAUAAGAAUAUUUCUAUUACUAACUUCAGUUCUCUUUUAGCAAUUCAAGCAAGUUAGUUUUGUGCAGGGAAGUUACGUGUAGAAGAGGGAAAGCAGAUCAGUUUGCAUAACUCUUUCAUGUCCUUCUACGAUUGUUAAGGAAUAAAAACUACUGCAUCAGCAGUACUGAAACACCAGCUUCUUUUUGCUUUUAUUUUCUCACAGCUUCUCAGUGAGGAAAUAUAGCACUGAGGCCAGCAUGCUCUUUUUUUGCUCUUAGUUUUUGCUCACCUUCCCUGUUGGAUUCAUGUGAGAGAUUUUCUUAAAGAGUUUUUAAUGCUCUGAUUGUGUGACCUACUCCUGGAAAUUGCUUGCUCCUUAUUAGCAGAUGCCCAAAGUCACUGACAUUAGCAUCCCUUGUAAUGAAGGGAGAUUGCUGCCAUGCAAAGGGAAAGGAGAGAGAAAUGGAAAAUUCCUCUCAGUGCCUCCCCUGGAAAGGCAGCCUUCUCAUAAUGAAUCACCAAGAGAAGUCUUCAUGAUGAUGGAUGGGGACCAGUGGGGGUGGCAGGAAAGAGUUGAAGGCAACAGGGAGUUAUUCUCUAAUUAUUCUUUCCUGACAAGAUAGAGUAACAGACACAUAGGGCUGUACAUCAAACUACUGCUUCUUGCACUCUGCUCAUUACAGAAGCACCAGCAUCCCUCAUGGGCUGGAGCUACUCUUGGGAUAUCACACCCUAAGACAGUGGCUUUAACUGUCACCUCCCAUUGUGGCAAUGACAAGAUGGCUGGGUUGGGUUUUUUUUGUGAAGGGAAAAAAUGAACACAGUGAAAGAAGUCAAGCUGCCCUGCUGUAUGUGCUACACAUAAAAGCUGCACGAUGAGCAGUCACAGGAGCUAGUAAUCUAAGCAUAUGGAUGUUAGUAACCUAAUGCACUGAACUUGAAGAUUUCCAUUGUUUCUGGUGGUUAUAUGGUAAGUGCCAAAAAAAGAAAAAAAAACAACAAACCUUCUUCCAUAUCUUCUCACUUAAUUGAUGCUUCUUCCUAUUCUGUUUCAUCUACGUGAUACCCUUCCAUAUGAAUGAAUUCUGUUAAGCUUGCAGUAGAACAGACUUCAUGUGCUCAUCGAACUUGCUGAGUUCAGAGUACUUACAGCUGAAUAAAUAUUGCGUUCUGAUGAGGACUGGCUGUUCACCAUGAUGCAGCCUUGCAGAAAGGAACUUUACUGUUUUGGCAAAUGGUAAUUUUCCUGCUGCUGAGUCCUCAAACUCCUUUGCCUUUGGGUCUGGGUGCAAACAUAAAUAUGUGCAUAAAUGUGCAUUAAUAGUAUGUUUUGCAUUCUUGAAUAUUAUGUGCGUGCAUCCAAGGAGGAAAAAGGUAUAUAUCUAAAAGCAGAAGGAGAAUUGAUAGUCCAGGCAAACAGGCCACAUCCCUUUGCCUGUUGUGAGAAGCCAGGGCCAUUAUACAUCUGUUCAGUUGCUGUAAUGUUCUUUUUGUCAUGUUGAAAAGCCUCACUUGUUGGAUGUGUAAUAUCCUUGUAUAUUGUUGUAGUAAUGAUUUAUUACUAUUUUGUGCAAAACCUUGCUAGCUUUCUGUGGGCAAGGUUAAGUAAAGUUUUCUUUGUGCAA
Molecule: messenger RNA, 10859 nt
Organism: Centrocercus urophasianus (Greater sage-grouse)
Lineage: Eukaryota; Metazoa; Chordata; Aves; Galliformes; Phasianidae
Gene: TBCK
Product: TBC1 domain containing kinase
Exons: 26
Coding region: 199-2880 (893 amino acids)
Biological process (GO): protein phosphorylation; activation of GTPase activity
Molecular function (GO): protein kinase activity; GTPase activator activity; ATP binding
Source: RefSeq, a predicted model, not a curated record